AUGGCUUGUUUGUACCAGCUUUACUCUGAGCUCUUCUGUUUGGUUUCUGAGAACUCUUCAUAUUCUGUGCAGACGACUUCGUUCCUAAGGAAGUGUGUUCCUUUUCCUGAUGAGCAACCCUUGAGACCUUAUCAUUUGAGCUAUGACCAGUUCCAUAAUUUAUGCAGAUCUGUUUCGAGACUGAUGGUUGCACACGAUAAUCUUGAUUAUGAGGAGCUUCUGUAG
Molecule: messenger RNA, 225 nt
Organism: Arabis nemorensis
Lineage: Eukaryota; Viridiplantae; Streptophyta; Magnoliopsida; Brassicales; Brassicaceae
Source: the annotation of a GenBank genome assembly